Molecule: messenger RNA, 9699 nt
Organism: Choloepus didactylus (southern two-toed sloth)
Lineage: Eukaryota; Metazoa; Chordata; Mammalia; Pilosa; Megalonychidae
Gene: FAM120B
Product: family with sequence similarity 120B
Exons: 12
Coding region: 450-3884 (1144 amino acids)
Cellular component (GO): nucleus
Source: RefSeq, a predicted model, not a curated record
AAAUGGACCGCGCCCAACGGCUCCAGAAACCUACUCAGCGGCGGGACGGAAGCCCUCAGCUGAACCACGUGGUCUCCGGGGCAGCGGGAUGGCAGCGCCUGCGCACUGCGCGAGAUGGGUGCCCCUGCGCAAGGAGACCAGCGCGCCUGCGCACAGCGGCACCUCCAGGGCUCUGCGGCAGCCGGGCGGGGCCAUGACCGGAAGCGGAAGUGAAUGUCAAGGGCAGAGCGGAGCGGUUGCGGUGGAGGCUGCGGCGGCGGGCGUCGCGGGCGCUUCUCUAGGCGACCACAGCUGCCAGGUACUGGCUGGCCUCGUACAGAAACUGCUCUACAUGAGAAAACAUCUCCAUGGGCUGUUCAUACGUCCGUCUGUUCUUGUGUCCCCAGUGAUGGCAGACAGGUAGUCUUCCACCUAUCUAUCUGUGGCAGAUCCUUUCCAGGAGUUCCAUUAUGGGUGUGAGAGGCUUGCAGGGAUUUGUGGGAAGUUCCUGUCCACAUAUAUGUACAGUAGUAAAUUUCAAAGAACUGGCAGAAGAGUACCGAAGCAAGCAUCCUGGAUGUACUCCAGCCAUUGUGGUCGAUGCCAUGUGCUGUCUCCGAUACUGGUAUACUCCAGAAUCUUGGAUCUGUGGAGGCCAGUGGCGAGAAUACUAUUCUUCUUUGAGAGAUUUUGUUAAAACUUUUACAGCUGUUGGCAUCCAGUUGAUAUUCUUUUUUGAUGGCAUGGUGGAGCAGGAUAAGAGAAAUGAAUGGGUGAAACGAAGACUCAAGAACAGCAGAGAGAUAGCCAGGAUUUUUCAUUAUAUCAAGUCACACAGGGAGCAGCCAGGCAGAAAUAUGUUUUUCAUCCCCUCAGGGCUGGCCAUAUUUACACGAUUUGCUUUAAAGACACUGGGUCAGAAAACAUUGUGUUCAUUACAGGAAGCAGACUAUGAGGUGGCUUCUUAUGGUCUCCAAAAUAACUGUCUUGGAAUUCUCGGAGAAGAUACUGAUUACUUAAUUUAUAAUACUUGUCCCUACUUUUCAAUUAGUGAGCUCUGCUUGGAAAGUCUAGAUACUGUCAUGCUCCAUAGAGAGAAACUUUGUGAGACUCUAAAUCUCAAUAUAACAGAUCUUCCUCUUUUGGCCUGUCUACUUGGCAAUGACAUAAUCCCAGAAGGCAUGUUUGAAAGUUUCCGGUACAAGUGCUUGUAUUCCUAUACUGCUAUAAGAGAGAACCUUGACAAAAAAGGUAACAUUAUCUUAGCUGUAGCAGAUCAUAUAUCUAAAGUUCUUCACUUGUAUCAAGGUGAGAAAAAAUUAGAAGAGAUGUUACCUUUGGGACCAAAUAAAGCUCUUUUUUAUAAGGGAGUGGCAUCAUAUCUGUUGCCAGGACAGAAAUCUCCAUGGUUUUUCCAGAAACUCAGAGAUGGAGUAACUUUGGACAAGCAAGUAGUGUCCAUGAGUUCAGAUCCUGAAUCCAAGCAAGUUCCCACAUGCACAGACCCUAAAUCCAAGCAAGAAGUUCCCAUGCGUACCGAUCCUAAAUCCAAGCAAGAAGUUCCCAUGCGUACUUUCCCUAAAUCCAAGCUAGAAGUUCCCAUGCGUCCUAAUGUUAAAUCCAAGAUAGUUCUUGUGUGCACUGAGCCUAAAUCCAGGCUAGGAGUUCCGAUGCGUCCUAACAUUAAAUCCAAGAUAGUUCCUGUAUAUAUAGACCCUACAUGCAAGCUAGGAGUUCCCAUGCAUACAGAAUCUGAGUCCAAGCAUGAAGUUCCCAUGCAUAGAGACCCUUCACCCAAGCAUGGAGUUCCCAUGCAUACAGACCCUGGAUCCAAGCAAGAAGUUCCCAUGCAUACAGACCCUGGUUCCAAGCAAGAAGUUGCCAUGCUUAGAGACCCUUCAUCUGAGCAAGAAGUUCCCAUGCAUACAGGCCCUGGAUCCAAGUAUGAAGUUCCCAUGCAUGCAGACCCUGGAUCCAAGCAACAAGUUCUUACAUGUACAGACCCUGAAUCCAAGCAAGAAGUUCUCAUACAUACAGACCCUGCAUCCAAGCACCAACUUCCCAUGCAUACAAACUGUGAAUCUAAGCAAGAAGUUCCCGUGCAUACAGACCCUGAAUCCAAGCAGAAAGUUCCAACGCAUACAGACCCUGAACCCAAGCAAGAAGUUUUCAGGCAUACAGACCCUGAGUCCAAGCAAGACGUUCCCAUGAGUACGGACCCUGUGUCCAAGCAAGAUGUUCCCACGUGUACAGACCCUGAGUCCAAGCAAGACGUUCCCACGUGUACAGACCCUGAGUCCAAGCAAGAUGUUCCCACGUGUACAGACCCUGAGUCCAAGCAAGACAUUCCCAUGAGUACAGACCCUGAGUCCAAGCAAGGCUUUCCCACGUGUACAGGCCCUGAAUCCAAGCAAGACGUCCCCACGUGUACAGACCCUGAAUUUAAGCAAGACGUCCCCAUGUGUAUAGACACUGAAUCCAAGCAAGAAGUAUCCAUGUAUACAGACCAUGAAUCUAAGCAAGAAGUAUCUAUGUGUACAGACCCUGAAUCCAAGCAAGAAGUAUCCAUGUGUUCAGAACCUGAAUCCAAGCAAGAAAUUCCUAUGUGUACAGACCCUUCUUCCAAGCAAGAAGUAACCAUGAGUUCAGGCCCUGAAACCAAGCAAAUACUGCCCAUAGUUACAGACCCUGAAUCUAAGCUAGAAACACCCAUGCAUACAAACCCUGAAAUUAAACAAGUGGAACCCAUGAAUAUGGAGCCUGAAAUUAACCAAAAAGUAACCAAGAAUUCAGACCCUGAAAUCAAGCAACAAGUAGCAAUUUACUUAGCCCCUGAAAUCAAGCAAGAAGUAACCAUCAUUUCAGAUCCUGAAAUCUUAAAGGUUGCUAAAGCACAUCAUGUCCAAGGUGAAAGCUACCUGGUGUACAAUAUUAUGUGCAGUGGCGAGAUUGAAUGUGGCAACACCUUGGAAGACGAGCUUGAUCAGGCUCUGCCGAGCCAGGCCUUCGUUUACCGUCCUGUCCGACAGCGUGUUUACUGGCUCAUACUGGGAGACUGUAGAGAUGGUGUCAGCGCCUGCCCCACAGUAAAGGAGUGGUUUGUGUACUCGGGGAACCCGCUGAAGCAUCCGGACCUGGUUCAACCUCUGCAGAUGAACAUUCCAGGGGGAACACCUAGUUUGAAGAGACUGUGGCUGAACCAGCAGCCGGGAAUCCAAGGCCUGCGCUUUGACGCACUCCUGGCCUGUUUCAAUCUUUCCUCCGCAAAAGAAGAGCUGCAGGCUUUAGAAGACCCAUUUAAAGCUUUUUGCUGCCUCUUGAUCUACCUCUUUGUGCAGGUGGACUCUCUCUGUCUGGAGGAUCUGCAUGCAUUUAUUGCUCAGGCGGUGUGCCUCCAAGGAAAAUCAGCUAGUCAGCUUACCAGCAUACAGCUGGAUUAUGUUAACUCCAGAGCGGUACAGCUUGGUUCUCUCCUCGUCCGUGGCCUCACCACUUUGAUUUUGGUGAACAGUGCAUGUGGCUUUCCCUUGAGAAUGAAUGAUUUCAUGCCCUGGAAUAUAUUUGAUGGGAAGCUUUUCCAUCAGAAGUACCUGCAAGCUGAAAAAGGUUUUACUGUGGAGGUUCUUGUAGAACAAAAUAGAGCUCAGCUGACCAGAUUCCACUGUCUGAAGACAGCCGUUUGCAAGGCCUGCGUGAAGGACAACAGACGGAUUCUGACCAGACAGCACUGGAUUGCCCGCAACGCAGCGAGAUGGGGAAGACAAGGCUCAAAUUACCUAAGAACAGGCUAUGGACCCGGUCACUCAAAUCAAGGACAGCACUGGGGAGAGCGAGGGUCAGGAAGCAGACAGUAUGAACAUGACCAGUGGAGGAGAUAUCCAUCAUCUUCUGGGUGGCCCAACUGAUGAUGCCACGCGCGCCGGAGCAGAGCAGAACCUUCUCGCGGUAGAAGGAAGCAUCAUUUUAAGACUUGGAUGUUGAGCACAAAGUCAGUACAUCUUGCUUAUUAUUCUACAGUCAAGAUACAUAAUGAAAUACCCUCUGUCUCUCUUACACAUAACACAUAUGAAAGUGGUGUGCAUUUUAAAGCUCCAUCCCACUGUGCAUUUUCACCUGCAGCAUUUAGAGAAGGGAUGACUCUUACAGAAACAAUGAGACAGAGAGGCAGAACGAAGUGGAUCAAAGGACAUUCAGGCCUAUGCUCCAUUUAAAAGAAGAAAAAAACAAAAAAACCUGCUGGCCAUCAGGCUUUUUAAGCCACACAGAAAGAUGAAAUAUCACAAGGGUAGUAUUUAAUUUAAAUGUUUGUAAAUACAUAGACAUAUAUAGAGAAUGUAUUUUAAGAAAAGAGUAAAGAAACAAAGAAAUUAACUUCUACGGAAACUCUCCUCUGGUCAGCAGGAGCCUCUCUGCGGUGCUUUGUUUUGCUGAGUAGCAGUGUUGCAAGAGGCCUUGAACUUUUCUCUCCAGAAGAAGGGUGAAGAAUCACGGUGCAUCAUUGUAACUCUGUUCGCUGUGUUUGACUGAAUGUUGGAGAGAAGCUCCCAUUCUGCAUAUAAGCUUGGCUGUAUUUAAAGCACCUGAUAAGCACCGAGUGUCUUCUCACAGCUGUUCUGGAAUUCAUCACAGUCAUCUUAAAAAUACUAUUUUCACAGCAAGUUAUUUUCCUAUAGUAGCUGGCCUAGGCCUCUGGAUAUAUAAGUAUUCUUCUAAAAGUUUAUCAGUACUUACAUGUGUGUCAUCAGUGUUUCUAAUAUCAUAGCUCCUAUGUUUGGGUUCCUUUUCUGAAUUGAAGAGUCUUGUCAAAAAUGCUACCUUGUUGUUACUUCAAGGAGUUUUCCCUUUGGUGAAUGGAAAUAACUGGUUUGUGCUUACCACUUUGCUCCUAGGAAUUUAGCCAGACCAUCCGCAUUUAAAUGAAACAAACCUGUAGCAGCACUCAUAGAAAAUCUGUAAGAACUACAAAAAUGGCAGUAGACAGAAACACGGCCUUACAGCGCACACGGGAAAGGGAUACGGAUACGUACGAUGUCCUUCCAUGUCAGAACGCUUUUUAUCGCCCAGAGUGGUAAGCUUUAAUAUGGAAGAAAUGCUGUGGCUGCACAUAGACAGUCUAAUUGGAUUUCUCAGCCAUCCUUUUUUUAUUACGACUCUCAGUAAUGCAAGCUUGUGAUUUAUUACCAAAUGUAAGUAGUUAAUCUAAUACUACUGAGAAAAUCUGACUUAAUUCUUUGCUUUUGGUUUUAAUUAAGAUCCACCAUUAAAAUUCUAGAUUCCAAAAGGACCUUGGUGAUACAGUCCCACCCUCUUGGUAGCAAGUGAAGCUGGUGUGUAGGGCCUGUGCCAAGGGCAGUGGAACUAGGGUCAUGGGUCUGGGGCCCAGUUCCCGUGUUCUUCGACUUCCCCCUUGUGUGACAUGCCUGAGUCUCGUGUCUUCAUCUUCAAAUCAGUGGGUUUCCUUUAAUUCAGUAGUUCUCAAAUUUGAGUAAUAUGUAGACCCCCUUGAAAAGAAAGAAUAAAGCUCUGUACCCUACGUGUUGAUCUGUUAUUGUCAUUCUAAAGUGUUUAAAUAUGUGCAAACAUCAAUUAGAGCUUUUCCUUAAUACAACUUUCAGUCCAAGACAUUCUAUCAAUUAAAUGCAAACAAAAUUAUCAAACAAGUAUUAUUCCCACAAUACCGGAUGGCUCUCCCCGAGCUGGCGGCACCAGGGAGACAGGCUGACUCAGGGCUUUGCCCAGUCAGCGGGCUUCGGACUGGGUAAUGGCCAGUGAGGAACCCUCCUGUGAGCUGAGAACGGAAAGACGCCGCAGGCCAAGUGAGGAGACGUGGAGGGCAGUCAGCAGAGCCCGGAGAAGAGGGCCAGGGACGAGCAGAGCUGUGCUGGGGGAAGCCAGAUGCAGGAGCAGCAAGCUGGGCAGCCCAGCAGAGUGGGAACCCACUGCCCAGGAGACCCACGGGGGCUGAGCUGCCGCGGGUAUCCGUGAGAGUGAUGGCGCUGCUCGGAUGGUUUCCUGUUCAUUCUUGCCCCUCAGUAUUCGUAAUAUAGAUUCUGUCCACCUGGGUGAACUCACCGUCCUUGAACUCAGAAAGGCCCAAAUAGAACAUCUAGUGUUUGCCGGAACGAGCGUUAGGGUCUGGCUUUCCACCUGCUCUCCUGCUGACCCGCUGCCUUCCGUUAAACACGUCACGUAUCUUUUAUCUGUGGUGUUUGAAUUGUUGCGACAAGAGCCAAUUCAUGUAUUGUGUGGUUUAAAAUAAAGAACAAGAAAAACACUUUGGCCAGUGGCAGUUUUUAAGUCUCAGAUAAAGUAUAGAUUUUAAAAGUAGUAAUUACUCGAAUUUAAUAAAUCAGAUUGUUUUUCUUCAGGUUUCAGCACUCCAGGGGUAAUUAUACUAUUAUACCAUAAUGAAGUAUUUUUAAAGGAGACUGGAUGCAUUCACUUUUUUUCCCAUGCUCUGAACUUUGGGUUUAAAAGCUCUUUCAGGCACCUGCCACAACUUCGGGAGGAAAGCAAGUAAGCAAGCACCAACAUGGCCUGACUGUCACAAAAAAAAAAAAAAUUUAAACAGGCAGAAGGGAAAAAGCAUACUUUCUGCGUGUAUGGUGGGGUCCGUCUUUUGUCAUGUGUUGUUGAAAUAAAAUCUUCUGUUUGUUGUUUAGUUUUCAUUUAUUUCCACCCUGAUGGAAAGACCUGGAUUUGUUGUUUUAGCUUUACUUUCGAGCGAAGACUCUCUAAAAUAUUUUGUCAUUGUCUGCUCCAGGAAGAGGAGCUUUGUCACUGUGUUAAUGUUAUUGUUAUGCAACUGAGCUGUGCUCUGUUCACCAGAAAGAGAUGAAACUAUCACUUUUGUGCUCCUUUAAGAAGCCGGCGAAAGUUCACAGUUCCCCGGCUCCUGUGUGUGGAGAGAACAGACAUCCGUUUGGCUCCACCAGGUGCUGCGUUCACCUUCCUAAAAGUUGUUUGCGCCUCUCGGGGGCCUUGAUGUUUUUAAUCCCCUCUCGUUUGAUGCAAUGUUGGACACCCACGUUAUGACCCACACACUCCCAGACCAUCUGCUUCCCUAUCACAUUAGCAAAAGCUGAAGCGUGCCUUUUCUUUCUUGGCGUACGUUUUCCAAAUGUUCCUGGAAGCACUUUGUAAAGCAUUGAGAAGAACCCAAGGACUGGAGGCUAGCCUUUCAAAAUUGACCGCGAAAUUCAGUCAAACUGUGAUGAAACCAGCCAACAGUUGGCAACCAUUUCAAGUUUUUUUUGUUGUUGUGCCAAGUGCACAAGAAGGUCUGAGAUUACUAGACAUAAAGUUACUCAUCAGAAUCUCUCUUAGUCUCUUGUGAGGGCCAAGGGCCUGGUAGCUUGUGCUCAUCUCCAUCUUCCCCUUUACUGGCUCCUCACUGCGCCCGUGGCUGAUUUUAUUCGCUCUACCACUGGCAUCCAGGAAAUGGGACCACGAGGUGCAUCUCCUGGUGCUAAAACCAGAGGGCUUUUCCUUCCUCUGCCCGGAGAAACCCAGCCCUGGGAGUCCGGGUGGUGAAAGCCGGCCAUCCUCAGAAACUGAUUUACCUCAUUUUGCCGGCAAUUUAUGGAUGUGAGAUAAAAAAAUUAAAAAUUGACUUUGGCUUUCUUUACCUGGUAAGUCAUUUGAACUAAAAAGAAAGAGAAGGCCUUUCACAAAUAAAUCAAUCUUCAUUUAUUAUUUCACUAGAAAGCCCCUUUCACCUAGAGAAACUGAGGUAAGAAGAAACCCCAUAAACACACACACACACACACACACACAAGACACAUGGGUGAUACCUGUUGGCAGUGCCUGGGGACCAAACUCUUGGCAAUGCUGAUGGUUUUCAGGCAUCUUCCAUAUGUUCAGCAUCCAGCUGUCAAGUGACUUCUUUACUCUUUACUAGGAGAUCAGAAUUGGAAAGCAAGGAUGACCCAGCCCCAGUUGUGGCUUUAAAUGGCAUGAGAUAGCUAACUCUUCAUUGAUGACAUCUUCACAUUUGGACCCAAAUUAAUUUUCAAACUCAGUUUCCCCUUUAGCGAGCUGUUGAAUUUUAAUAGUUUUCAAUAAGACUAAAAUUGUUCAGGAAAGAAAAAUCACUUCCAGGAAGGCUUAAUUUACUAUAGGUUUUCUCGUUGACUGUCUCUGCUAUUUGAUUGUCUCUUAAUCCCAUUUUAUGUGACCAAAUUUAGCACCAAGACUAACACCUAGUAAGUAUACUGGGUCAUUCCAGCUUCUUGAGUCCAUAGAUUCUUUGCUUUAGCAUCUAAUAUGUAAGUAUAAAAUGGUGUGAGACAUACCCUCCCUUUUCUCAAUCCCUGUAGCUAUUAAAAUGUGGAAAAAGCAGAUAAUCUUUCUAGUUCAAUCAAAUGUUUCAAGCCACAGCCAUUGUGAUUCAAAUCAAGACAAAGUCUUUCAUAUGAAUGAAGAGAUGAUUGAAAAAAUUUGUCAUCGAAUUAAGGUCUUAACCUAAGUUCUUUUCAAAUGUCCUCUUGUUUUCUCCAGCUAAUUUCUUCAUGUAUCAGAUAACUGUGUAGGUGAUAAGAAACUGAACAGAAAGUUUGGAUUUUUUAAUGUGAAAAGGAAAUGUGGUUUUGAUGGGAAAGGGAAGAAGGUUUUCAAUAACUUUGGAGUUGGUGAUCUGAAAAAAGCCUAAUUCUAAGGAAACUGAUUAAAAUUGCCGAAAGAGGUAAUUACGCAGCAAAUUUUUUUUCAUCCUAAAAUAAAAUUACCAAUUUAUAGUUACAAAAUUUUAUUCUGAGAAAGUUUUACUGCCGAAGUCAUACUUGUUUUUUCUUAGAAAUCGUCUUCUCCCUUUACUCUUACAAAAUUCUGGUUUUUAUAUUUCCUUCUUAUAACAUUUUGAUUUUUCUAGUCUUGAGGCUGACUUAAGAUCAUGCUUUAUCUUAGGACUGGUGAGAUGAGGUUGAGUUGCUGGCUAUUCAUAAAUUAUAAUCAGCUGACUAUAGAACUAGAUAUUUCUGGGUUUGUGUGAAUAAUUGUUACAAAGAUCAUCUUCCUGUUAUGUUUGGGUACUUAAGUAUUCUUCUUUUAGAAAGAAGAUGUGGAUCUAUACCAAUAAAGCCCUCAAGUUGCCAAAGACUACACCAAGUGUAUAAAGAUAGAAAUUAGACUCUUGGAAAAUGGUGUCAUUUUUAUCCGUUCCCGAUUAUUUCCCUAAAGCAGCAGUUCUCAUACUUUUUGGUCUUAGAACUUCUUUACACUUAAAAAUUAUUGAGGACUCCAGAAAGCUUUUGUUUGUGUGAGUUAUUUUCUAUCACUUUAUUAGAAAUUGAAAAUGACAAAUUUUUAAAAUAUUCAUUUUAAAAUAUCAGCACACCAACUACAUGUUAACAUUUGGGAGGAGGGACUUCUAUUUAAAAAAAUUACAGUAGCAUUGUUUUUCAUUUUUACCAAUUUAAGGUCUGGUUUUAUAAAAGGCAAUUGGGGUCUCGCAUGUCUGCGUUCAGACUAUUGCAGUGUGUUUUGGUUCGAGUAAAAAUAAAGAAAAUCCAUCCUCACAAAUAUGUAGUUGGAAAAGCCGUAUUUCAGUAACCUUUUCAGGGAAUUAUGGAUAUUCUUUAAUACCACAUCAAAACAACACAUUUGUAAACAGCUAAUUGCAGUGUGGAAUCUGAAACCGUAUCAGUGAACUUUUUGUACUCUGUUAUGUUAAAAUCCAUUGUUCUGUCUUGCACUUUGAAUAAAUAUUUUUCUUAUGCACAA